Molecule: messenger RNA, 848 nt
Organism: Symbiodinium necroappetens
Lineage: Eukaryota; Dinophyceae; Suessiales; Symbiodiniaceae
Source: the annotation of a GenBank genome assembly
AUGGUUCUGUCCGUUUUUGCUGUGCUGCGCUGCUACACCGAUAGGAUUUGCUUCAACAUCUUCGAAGAGCCGGUUACCUUGCCUCUGUGCGGCCACAGCUUUUGUCUGCGCUGUGUCAGAGGAGUGGCCGCUUGCCCCGUCUGCCGGGGACCCAUCGUGGAGGAACUGCCACCUGUUCCCAACUACACUCUCCGGGCUCUUCUGGAGGAGAUGCAACUGUCGAGACCUUGCGUUGAGAUAGCAGCCUGCGCCGACGGAUGGCAGCAGCUACGUGCUAAGGCCAGGAUCCACCAGCGAUGCAUGGCCUGCGAAGAAUAUCACUGUGAUGGGAUUUUUGGGUUUUGUUCGGUGUGCCUUGAUGCCGUCCGCCGAAUGAGCACCAGGCGGUUGCUAACCGCCGACGACAUCUUCCGCACACUUCCGGUCGAGGAAGUUCUGGAGAAGACUCGGCAGGCCAACCACCAAGCAAAGUUGUUCAACAGCCUGGAGUACCAAAGAAGAUACCUGGACGGAGUCAUCCCUCCUCUUCCUCAGCCAGUAUUUAUGCCAGGGCCGAUGUUCCGCAGCCUCGUGGGAUCGGUGAAGAAGGGCCUCGAACCGCAGGCCUUGGCGGCGAAGUUGUCUGAGCUUGAGCACCCCGUCUUGUCCUCUGAGCAAUCGGAGUCGCUGCUGGAGGUCUUGCUGCAGGCGGUUGCCGACCCUUCGCGCGUCUACGAGUAUGAGCACAUCAUCUGCAGCCGUGUGCUCGACUUCUGGAACCUUGCUGGGAACACAACCGGAGGAUGCUACUACGGCCUCACAUACGUUGAGGAUGCGCGACCCCUCACCCAGGGCGAUGCGAAGGAGCA